This is a messenger RNA of Ricinus communis (castor bean), 1614 nucleotides long. Its product is annotated as homeobox protein knotted-1-like 6. The transcript is spliced from 5 exons. Bases 306 to 1319 code for a protein of 337 amino acids. Lineage: Eukaryota; Viridiplantae; Streptophyta; Magnoliopsida; Malpighiales; Euphorbiaceae. The record is from RefSeq and is a predicted model, not a curated record. Gene Ontology annotation, biological process: regulation of DNA-templated transcription. Gene Ontology annotation, cellular component: nucleus. Gene Ontology annotation, molecular function: DNA-binding transcription factor activity, RNA polymerase II-specific; DNA binding.
UAGAGGGAGUUUCUCACUCCUCCUCAAAGCAUAAACAUCUGUGCUUUGCUUGUUUGCCAAAAGAUCACACACCAUAAUGCCUCUUCUACUUCCUCUCUGCUACUCCAAUUCCAGCACUUCUCACCACUAACUAGUCUUUCUUCUUCUUCUUCUUCUUCUUUUUUUUUUUUUUUUCUGAAAAGAAACAAUUGAUUUAACCUCUUUACUUCCAGUAAAUAAUUAAAUACAUAUCAUCGAGUCACUGGUUACUUUGUUUUGAUAAUUGUAGAAAAAAGAAGAAGAAAAGCAGUGACCUGUAUAAUAUUAUGGAUGGAAUGUACGGUCUACACUCGUCAACAACAACGGAUUACUCAGACAAAACGGCAGCGUUGAUGAUGUCACCGGAGAAUCUGAUGUUUCCUUCUGACUAUCAUCAUCAUCAGAUGAUGAGUAGUUUCAUAACUUCCGAUGCUUUCCAAAAUCGGAUUAAUCCACUUCUCGUAUCGGACGACUUACUCUCUGCUGCUGCUUCUGCAAUUUCGGAAACCACUGCUUCAAUAGCUCCUCCUGAAAUCCCGCGCGGACUGGAUGAAGACAGUAUGUCUACUUUGAUCAAAGCUAAAAUCGCUUCUCAUCCUUCUUAUCCUCGCUUGCUUCACGCUUACAUCGAUUGCCAGAAGGUAGGAGCGCCACCGGAGAUAGCGGGAUUAUUAGAUGAAAUCCGGAGAGAGAAUGAUAUGUACAAAGGAGACGGUGGUGCUGCCUCUACGUGCGUUGGAGCUGAUCCCGAGCUCGAUGAGUUCAUGGAAACUUACUGUGAUGUGUUGCUCAAGUAUAAAUCUGAUCUUGAAAAGCCUUUUGACGAAGCAACGACUUUCUUGAACAAGAUUGAAAUGCAACUUCGAAAUCUUUGCACUGGUGCUUCCGUUUCAACUCUCUCUGAUGAAGGUGCACCAUCAUCAGACGAGGAAUUAAGUGGAGGUGAAUUAGAAGCACAGGAAGCUCAGCCAAGCAGUAAAGACAGAGAUCUUAAAGACAGACUUUUUCGCAGGUUUGGAAGUCAUAUUAGUACGUUGAAGCUGGAAUUUUCAAAGAAAAAAAAGAAAGGGAAGCUACCAAAAGAAGCAAGGCAAACCCUACUUGAGUGGUGGAAUGUUCAUUAUAAAUGGCCUUAUCCAACUGAAGCUGAUAAGAUAGCACUCGCAGACUCAACCGGACUAGAUCAGAAGCAAAUUAACAAUUGGUUCAUAAAUCAAAGAAAGCGUCACUGGAAACCCUCAGAAAACAUGCAAUUUGCUGUUGUGGAUAAUAUUUCUGGACAGUUCUAUACUGAUGACUGAGUUUGGUAUGCAUCCUGAUAACCUGUGUUAGCUUCUUCAUGUGUUUUUAACAAUGCAAACUUUACUGGCAUUGAAAUGCUUAUUUUUAGUUCCCUGAAAAAAGAAGUAAAAAGGGGAAAGAUUAAUUGUAUUUCGCAUUGUGUAUAUUCCCAUUAUCUGACGAGACUGACAUUGAAAAUGAAAUGCUUGGGAUGAAUAAUUUACUUGUCCCCGGUGGUGUUUCAUUAUUCUUGUGUAUAAAUGAAGAAUAAUGAAUGCAGAUAUUCUAAUGUAAGAUGAAUUUUACAAGUAUAAA